AUGCAGCAAAACAAGAUUUCAAAAAUUGAGAAAGCAGUAAUCGAAACCUGCGUGUAUUUAUAUACAGAAUUAUCCUCAAUGGUACAACAUAAUUAGAAAGAAGAACCUGACCGAAUUUACACUUCAAUUAACGAAAUUGUCAAAAUGGAUGCAAUGCAAGCACUAGCUUUAAUAAACUUAGAGCUCAAAGACUUAUUGAAAAUCAAGCGUGAUUUUAUGUUCAUGGAGGAGUUUGAAAAUUAUCAAAACUGUGACCAAUACCACAAAGCCCUUCAGAAACUUGAAGACGAAGUUAGGACUCACAUUAAAAUUGAACAGCAAAUGAAGCUGCAUAUUGAAAAUACACAGCAAAAACUGAUUGAAUCAGAAAAUGCUCGACUGGAACUUGCAUCAACCAGCAAAUCUAUUAUUGAUAAACUAAGAAAAGAAGGACAAACUGAUAGACCGACCCAUCGAAGAGAAGAAAGUUCUCCUUUGACAUCCAGAAGCAGCAAUUCAGAAGUGAAGCAUGAAAGAAAAUUAACUCAAGAAAUCUCAACAUUGAAGAUGAACUUGAAAAAAGAUUCUGCAAAAAUUGCUGAGUUAAUGAAAGACAAAAAGAGGCUUGAAAUGCAAGUCUCAAUGCAGAAAGCGCAGCCUGAAGUUAAAAAGCCAGAGAGAUCUAACCUAAUUGAAAAUAUUUUUCUAAAAAAAAUUUUUAGGAAAAUUAAAACAGAUUUUAUUUUAUGAAUAUUUUUAUAGAUCGAAUAUAUUUAAAAGAGAGUAAGGAAAAUAGAUCUGACAGUGCCAAUUGUGUAACUGAUUUUUACAAAAAGAAAUUUGAAGAAAAAUGUGAGCAAGUCGCUCAAUUGGAGAAACAAAUAAGAAUGCUAGCUCCCCUUGUAAGCACAUAAAUUUUUUUAAUUUAUUAACUACAAUUUAUGUUUUAGAAUGCAAGCUAUUUUAAAAUAUAAUAGAAUUAGCUUAAUAUUCAUUAUAAUAAUCAUUGCUAUAUAUUAAACUAUCUUAUAAAAUUGCAACUCACAUUAAAAUUUUAUUUUUUGCUCGAAAAUAUGAUAAUUUUCCGAAUAUUUUUGCUCGCUUAUAUAAGGUAGAGUAAGAACAAGAGCUAGCGAUCACAAUUUUAGCUACAUUGAAAGAAGAAGAAGAAAUAGUUAUACUCAAAAAGAACUGCUAAGCAAGUCACCUAUCAAAGAAGAAAAGUCUACAAGCAAUCUGCGAUCAGCAAGUCCAUACCUCUCCAAGAGUCAAAACGGUAUAAAAGGUACCUCAGUAGAAAAAUCUCCGAAACUCUUAUCAUCUUCACAAGUUUCCAAACUCAAAAGUCGAGUAAACUAA
Blepharisma stoltei is the source of this 1338-nucleotide messenger RNA. The record is from the annotation of a GenBank genome assembly. NCBI's taxonomy places the organism in Eukaryota, Ciliophora, Heterotrichea, Heterotrichida, Blepharismidae.